GUCAACAAACAUAACAUCAAAAACGAAAUUUUGUAAUAAUAUAUAUUUUUAGAAGAGAAGCUACAUAAUAAUCAUACCUCAUUAAUUAUAUCGUUUUUUUUUAUUUCGAAUAUCGUGAAUAUGGAUGACUGACAUUUGAUUACAGUAUGGCUGUAGAAUUGUAUUAUUAUAUUUAUAGUAUACUAUUCGGAUAUUCAUCAUUUGGAUGCUGGCAUUGCUGAUAGUAAAGGCUGAACAAUAUGGAUGGUGAAAAUGACGUCACACAGGUCGAAGAUAAAGUUCCAAGAGAGAAGAAGUCAAUACCCGUGGGACGGUCUUCUACAUUGUUUGCUGAGUACCUAGAGAAGACAGGCGUGGAGAAGGCAUUUAGAGAGAAUCUUCACCUGCUACUACUCCAACCUGAACUGCCUUACAAUCCUUACCAUUCCUUCAGCUCCAGGAUGAAAACCUAUCAGGAGAAAUUUCAUCUUCACAGACUAGAUGGUGCUGACAUAAGAAGACUGUUGGAUAACGAGUUAGAAGAGGGGUAUAUAGACAACCUUUACACAGUGAAGCACUACAGGAAUGUGUGGGGGACAGGCAGCAUACUGAAAGUGAUCAACCCGGAUGCCCUCGAGAAAUACAGGUGGCUCAUCAAUGACAUCACACCACAGUUAGAUCAACUACCAAUAGUCCAAGGAUACUCGAACCAGUGUUUGGUAUCCCUGAUUGGACCGGCUGUGUUUGAUGGCUCAUUCUAUCCCAGUGUGAGGACUGUGCAGGUCAGAGUGGAGUACAUUGUGUCAGGGGAAGAUGUAGCUCAGGGUGUUGAAUUGUAUGUGUCCAGUGUGUUGACUGACAUUGGUAACCUGUAUCAGAGUGGUCAUCACUUUAUGAUCGCAGUGACGAUCCCCAAGCGGUCAGCAACCAACACCUGGUCAUCCACUACAUGGAACUCUCACAACAUACAGAACAACCUGGAUGGACUUAAACAGGCAAUCAGACAGAGUGUUAAAGAUUACAAAUAUAUCACUGUAAAGAGUGUAUUUCUGUUGGACCCUGCCUCAGAUGUAUAUUUACGUGGAGAUAAACAAUAUGGCCUCAACUUUAUAGACAUAAAAGAUGAUGGGCUGGAGAGCUAUUGUGAGUUUCCAAUGUCAAGUCUUCAUGAGGGUGUGUUUUUUGAGAGGUCACAUGCUGAGGCUUUCUUCUCCAUUUUCCUUCCUCAGCGAGGAGCCUCAAAGUCUCCAGAACAACAAAUUCCUGAUGAAGGUCAAGGUGCAACAUCUGCAAACAAGGAUAAAGAUGGAUCUAAGGGCAAAACAGAUGAGAAGGUUUUGAUAGAUGGUUUUCAACAGGUGGACAAACACUCUUCUGGACCAUUUGAUUGGAGGUUUACAACUCCUUUAAGGGGGAGUUACCAGGUAAAGAUUGCCAGGGCAGUGAGGGAUGUGGAAUUGUUUGAUGUCCUAUACAACAUCAUCAUCCUCACACUCAUGGACAGGGACUUUGUAGAGGGCAGUGAAGGGGUGUUGGUGGAGGUAUGGCGGUUGUUACAUGGCACAUACGGGGCUUUCUACACCCUUAUGGAGCAUAAUAAGGCACUCCGGGCUCUUAUCACAGGAGUCGCCAAGGAGCAGGUUUAUCCACAUUUGGAACCCUUUCUGGGAAAAUAUUUAGAAGAAAUCCAUUCAACACUGCUUAAUUCAUUGUUGGAGCGAAGUGAGGACCACAGGGGAGCUGGGAAGGUAGUGGUGUCCAGGGUAGAGGACAUGAUCCUACAGAUGCACUCCCACCCUCACUAUAUAGAACAGAUACUGAAGGAUCUAAGGGCAAUCAACCUGUACCUGGUGCCGCUCAUGAUGGAGUUGGCCGCCUCUAGCCUGCAGGAGAAAAACUCACCUACCAUAAGGUCAUUCAUCCAGGAUUUAAAAGAGAAACUGCAGGACAGGAUACCAGAAAUCCCAGUGCGAGUGAAGAAACGUCCAAAACCUAAACCUAUAAAAGGCAAGAAAGGGAAAAAAGAGAAGAAACCUCCACCUGAAAAGAAUGAGGCACCUGUGGUGGAGGAGGGAGAGUAUGAACAUGGGAAGGAGGACAGCCACAUCCAUGGCCACCGCACAUCAGUGCUGCCAGUUGCUACCCUCAUUGACAGGGAUGAUUCUCCCCCAGCUGUUGUCAGAGAAGCUGUUCUCAUGAAGUACAUGUUGGACUGCCACUUUGAUGAUAUGUGGAACAGUUUCCUCAUAGAGUUGGCUGGAGGAGAUGUUUUUCCUCCAAACCCUUUCCCUAGGCUAACUUCAAUACUCAGACAAUUAGCUAUGAAGAUGGAACUGUUCUAUGAAAAGACUUCACAUCUGGUCGGUACGCUUUUCAACACGGGGGUUACACUGGAGGAUGAGAGAAACCAUGUGUAUCACAUCCAGGGCCUCAAUGUGCAUGGUAUAAAACCAGCCAUGCAGAUGUUAGAUACAGGGAGUUACACAGAUCUAGCUGAUCUUCCGCAAGUGUUUGCCAAGCUCCAGCAGAAGUCAUACAUCCAGAAGAAAGGCCCGUACCGUGUGGGCAUUUGCCUCGCCCUUAGUGGCCCGGGUGUCUGGUACGGGAGGAUGCAGCCUUACCUGACUGAGAUAGAGUUUCACGAGCACUACUACAUACAGGGGCCGUCAGGAUGCUCUGGAGAGGCCAUACAACUGUUCUCCAGUAUAGUUUACUCCCACCUGGAGGAGCUAAUUACCACCUCCGGCCUUCCUGUUGGAGGGGUUUACUUUGGCCAGCAAGCUCCUGAUCACUGGUCAAGCAAGGACAUCUUGAACAAAAUGGCAGGCUUUAGUGCCGUAUUUGCCCAAACUUGUAUGAAGAAACAACCCAUUUAUGCCAAGGCAUACAUUUCUCUUGGAGACUGGCGCUUUGUCACAGUGACAAAAUAUUUCAAAUUGCAUUUCCUCAGUCUCGAGUCAGAACCCGAGCUGUUUUAUGAAGAAAACCCAGCUGCUUUAUACCAGUCUGUCUUUUCAUCCAAGGAAAGGGUGACCUUUCACUGUCAGAGGAGUGGUUUAGCUGGGGCAGGUAGUUAUUGUGACCCCCUGAGUGCAGCGAAGGUGGGGAAAGUGGUGGCGUAUAUUGAGGGGUGUAUGGGGGAGUGUGAGAGGAGAGGGGACUGGCUCUACUUCUACAGGCAUCUACUGCUGAGGGACCUUGUUAUGCAGGAAGAUGGUCAUGUCGCCGAUUGCUGGAGAAUGUUUCACUCCAUUGUAGGAGAACUGGAAUACCUCAUUGGUCUGGUGAGCACUAUGCAGGGCUUGGUGGAGAUCAACAUGCUGUACGGGGAGGAAGAGCAGUCAGGGGCAGACAAUCCUAAUACACCAGAGCAUUUAGAGGCAGGUUCACAUGCAAAGAACCGUGUUGAUCAGAAAGCCUUCUCUUCUAUGAUUGUUGCCUUUGAGCAGAAGUUGAGAUCUGUGUGUUCAUCGAAAAUCACCAUGGUAGCCCCGUCUCUCCCAGAAUACAUCAUUGACAGGAAGUUCAAGUCUGCUGUAGAAUAUGAUGAGCUUACACAAGAGCCUAGUCUUGCUGUUGAACAACAGACUAUCCAGACACUGGAAGAGCUGAAGAGCAUGCUGCAGUACCUACAGGACGUGUUGAGCAGUGAUGUACACAGUGUGCUACCAGCCGUCACAUACCACACUAACAGGCUCACACAGAGGCCCGUCCUGGAGUCUCGGGCAAGCAAAACUCCGGAAUACCCUACUCAAAGGGCAGUUCUGGAAUCUCCUGUUAAAACUCCUGACCCAACUCAGAGGGCCUACCUGGUAUCCAGAGAGACCAAAUCCCCGGAAUCACUGGCUCGGUCAAGCAGUCAACAUGUUGGUACUCACAGGAGACGGGAGAAAAGACCAGGCCUCUUUCUGGGACCUGGCGAGGAGAGAUCCAGGCCAGACAGUGUUGUGUCCCUGACCUUCAGUGAAGGUCAUUUCAGGAGAACUGCUGUACACAGCAUGACCAUUGGAGAAAAUGAUGAUGAUGAGGAGGAAAUCUGAAAGCUACAAUGAUUAAACUCUGUCUGUGAUGUUAAAAGUGAUAUGUCAUUGACACAAGAUGCCUUUGAGGCAGUUUUAAGAUUAUAACCAUUCAAAAUUUGAGGAUAGUUAGUACAUUUUUUAAUCAUGUUAAGUUGAUGACUGAUAUUUGCUGAUAAGCAUGUAUCCUCUUAGCAGCAGGGAGUAUGUAAAUGACAUAAUUUCAAUGACUAAUAUGAGUAGUGACCUUGACCUUUGACUCCAUGACCUCAAAAUUCAUAUGGGUCAUCUACUGGUCACCCUAACCUAACUGUUAAGUUUGAACCCCAUGGGUGCAAGCAUUGUCAAGUUAUCACACAGACAAGCUUUUUGGGUUUAUGGUCACUGUGACCUUGACCUUUAACCCGAUGUCCCAUAAAUCAAUAUCUACUGGUCAGGCCCAACCUCCAAGUCAAGUUUGAGGGCUAUGAGUGAAGGCAUUAUCGAGUUAACACUCUGACAACUUUUUCACAUACAAGAUCACUGAUCUUGACCUUUGACCCGAGGACCCCUAAAAUCAAUAUAAAAACUCGAGCAGCCGCUCAUGUCAUGUAUUUCCGUUACAGAUAGAAAAAUCCGACCUGAGGGCAAGCACAUAAGCCAGAAAAGAGGCUUGCGGAGUAACCGGUCAUGCAGCGUGCCCGAGGUUUGGAUAUUUCGAUCCAAAACAUGAUUGAUAUUUUUUCUGGCAUACUGUAUCUAAAGUUAUCAAUUUGUCAAAAAAAUGACGUAGAAAACUCACUUUUGUACAUUUUACUAAAAGCGCGAGCGACGUUGUCAGUAAAUCAGUAAAUUUAAAUCACUAUUGACGUCAAAAAGUUCCUUUAAAAAUCACGUUUUUAAGAUUAUUUAUUUUCAAUUUUAAUUUAAUAUCUUGCAUACUUAUAUCUUUGAUACUUCAUAAACCAUACAAUAAAAGAAAUAAGAAGAAGCCGUUGUUGCAUGUGACUCAUCUUAGAUGGGUGCGUAAGACCAGGUUUUUCCAGCACUGGUCACAUGACCGGAAACACAUGUCUGGUAUGCAAGAAAAUUGAUUGAUGACACUUUUUAAAAUAGUUAAAGUCUGUUGAAAAUGACGAGUUGCUUAAAUGCAUAUUGACAGUUUAGUGUGUGAAACAAUCACCAGACUUGCAAGGUGUUCAGAAAAAACAUUUCACACUUUUUUUAAACAGGGAAACCAUUAUGCGCUAUUUUUAAACGGCGAAACUCAGCUGAGAUAGUGACAUUAUUGUUGCGUUUAUUCUUUUAAUCAUGUAAAAUGGAAUAUUCUCUGCCUCAUACUAGCUCGCAUUGACAAUUUGAGGCUUGUUCGGGGAAAUACUGUAUUUUAGGACCAUCUGGUGUCUAGUCCCUUUAACAAUUGUGCAGAAGCUUUUAUUUAAAUAUAAAACACAGAGCAGAACAACAUGUAAAUUACACAUAUUAUAUGAAAUAUUAAUAAGUUUGUGUGUAGACUUUUAUCAUCAAUCAACAUAUUUUUCCAUGCUUUGACACUUUCUUAUUGCACAUCUUCAUUGUUGUCGAGCUUGAUCACAGUGAGCUAGUCUUAGGCGCCACAAUGGUGGUUUGGUGUAUGUGUGUAUGACCAUCAGUUUUUGCAUGUGUCUGUUGGGUUUUGGUUUGUAUAUUCUGUAAUUGCGGCCUUGCAUAGGGGAAUUUAAAAUGACUUGGUACAAGUGUUCACAAUGAUAAGACGUGAGUCAUGCACAAGACCCAUGUCUAUAGGUCAUAUAUCACAAUAGAAGGUCAUUUGUCAAAAUUCCUUGUAUUUCGGCAUGUCUGAGCAGUAACUUGGCCUUGUAUUUGGGAACUUUAA
Mya arenaria is the source of this 5853-nucleotide messenger RNA. RefSeq lists its product as uncharacterized. Bases 240 to 4019 code for a protein of 1259 amino acids. Lineage: Eukaryota; Metazoa; Mollusca; Bivalvia; Myida; Myidae. The transcript has 32 exons. The record is from RefSeq and is a predicted model, not a curated record.